Stylonychia lemnae is the source of this 2844-nucleotide messenger RNA. The record is from the annotation of a GenBank genome assembly. NCBI's taxonomy places the organism in Eukaryota, Ciliophora, Spirotrichea, Sporadotrichida, Oxytrichidae.
AUGAUUGAGAAUUUUAGACAGGUUCUGUUAAUGAAAGUGCAUGAAAAGCACCUUCAGGAAAAAGAUUCUAAACUUUCUGAGAAGACGCGCUUGAUGACAUAAAUAUUGAUCAAACCUUCAAAGCGAAGGACUGACGAGGACCUUGAAUACCUUAUUCCUCUGAUUUAAAAGAUCUAAUUCUUCAAGGAAAGGGAUAUAAAGUAGGAAAACUACAAGUUAAUUGUGGAAUCUCUUACCUAUGAGUAUCACCAAGCAGGCGAACUAGUCUUCUCGCAGGGAGAGCAAGGCGAUAAGUUCUAUAUAAUUAUAGAGGGCCAGGUGAGUGUGAGGGUGAUGAACAAAGAAUACGAGAGAAGAGAGAAGGAAAUCUCACAGUUAAAGUAGAAAAUGCUUAAAUCCAGAAAAUCCUACAAUGAAUAUCUAGUCAAGUCUCAGGAAUAUGUUGUCAAUGGGCAAGAGGUGCCUGGAGAUCUAACCGAUAAAAUUGCACAUGCCAAUAAUGAUAUCAAGCAAAAAGCAUAGAUAAUUGAGGAUAUAGAAGAGGAGUUAUAAAAUAUCAAAGAGCACCAGGAAUUAAUGAAGUUAUAAUCUGGUCAGAGUUUUGGAGAGUUGGCUCUAAUAACCAACAAACCCAGAUAAGCAAAUAUCAUGUGUCUGAAUGAUUGCCACUUCGCAGUGAUGAAUAAAUAGGAUUAUGAAAGAGUUCUAUAGAAAAUGGAGAUGAAGGUUCAAGUUUUGAAGCAGGAAUUUCUCCAUGGGAUCUCAUUUCUCCGUAGAUGGACUCGGAAAAAUCUUUAGAAUCUUGGAUACUAUCUAACAUCAAAAGAGUAUCCGAGGAGUGCAGUGGUCUUUAGAGAGGGUGACCCAGUUGAACACAUAGCCAUUAUUAAGCAUGGUGAAUUCUAAAUAACCAAAAAGAUUCCCAGAAGUGUGACCACUGAGACUGAUAUUGAGGCUUUGCUGGACUCAAUCAAAAGACGAGACAAAAUCAAAACUAUAGAGUCUAAUUCACACCAUAAUAGCCAUCAUCAAAAUUAACUUGCUUCCUAAGGUACCUAAGGUGCCUAGGGAUCGAGCAUAUAAGCUUACAACUCAGCCUUGACAUAGAAGUAAGCAUAGGCUAAUCCAUAUGUGGUGCACUCUUUAAACAACAAAAAGUUGAAGGUAAACGAAGACAAGACACUGCAGAGCAUCAGUGUGACUUUGCUAGGGUCAGGCUAAUCGUUUGGGGAGAUAGAUUUAAUGUUCGAACGUAACUACAGUUACUCUCUACUGUGCAACUCUGUGCAGAACUAGAUAUACUUAAUAAAAGCUGAUGACUUCAUCCGGCUUUUGCAGCACGUGAAAGGCACCUGGUCUGAGCUGGAAUAGCAUUGCAUACUUAAGAAUGAUUAGUUGGUGGAGUUAAUUAUGAAUCAGUUUAUGAGCAAAUGGCAGAACAAGAAGAACAUGAAUGAAUUGAUGCUGCAGAGAGCCCAAAGUGCAGUCAAAAUAAAGAAGAAGUCUAAGCCAUAGAUCAAUCUAAGCACUACUGCUAACUCACCUGUCAAGAUCUCGCUUAAGCAUGAAAAUAUAGACUAAGGGUAAUCGACUUAGAGACAGCAUCAAACCUUUGAAACCUAAUCAAAUAUCAAUAAUAACAACAUGGGUAUUGGCACUACUGGAGGUGGUUUAAACAUUGAUUUGUCAAAAGUAAACAAAGGCAUCUCUUCCUUUUCGAAUCACUUCAUCUCAGGAUCCCCAGAUAUCUAAAAGUCGAUAUUUGUAUCGUAAAGGGAAACCGGCAGAACCAUAUCACCCAAUAACAAGUAUUUAGCUGACAGACAAGACAUAAUCAUUAAGAAUGGCAAGAGGUCAGUCUCUCGUGAUGUUAGAGUGUCCCAGGAGCAUGUCUCAGUCCCAAUAAACACUCUUCCCUCGAAGAUCUAAAAAUAUCGAAGUCUUAGUAAACUUACCUAGCCUGACUCGACUUAUUAAAAUAUGCAUUAAAGCAACAUUCAUUAAAACAGCAGUAAUAUGAACAACACCAACAAUCUAAGCUAAUUUUAGAAUAUCAGUAUUAAUAAUGCCAACAACAAGAAUAACUCCUCGAAUGCUUACGAUGAUAGAGCACUCCUUGACUAGCUGUUUCAGUCUAGCUUGAUAUGUCGCACUAAACAGAGGUAGUCAUACACUAACUCUUCGAUGGACUAGUAUGAUUUGUAGCUCUAAGCUAAUUUACCUGUAUUCAAUGACACUAUGAAUAAUCAAAUUGAACAGCAAUAGAAUAAUAUUCAGUCGUUUAAUUAACAGCAGUCCAAGUCAUUCAGUGUCAACAACUAAAAACUAUCAUUCCAAUCGCAUUAAAUGAUUACUAACUCUAAUAGACCUAAGAUACUUACAUCUCAGUCAUUCUAUUAGAAAAAGAACAGACUCAGCAAGAUUAUUGAUAUAAAGAGCAUCUCUAACUAGAAAAAAAAGAUAAGCUAAAUUAGCAGUAACAGCGCUCUAAUUGGAGCAAUUCAAAACGGAAUGCCAAGUAACAGAUCAUAAGAUAAACUCAAUAGCAAAAGUGGGAUUAGAAACUUUGGCAAAGAAUACAUUGAAUCCAUCCAUAGCAUGUAUCAUAAGAAAAGAUACAUGAAAGUAGCUGCCACAAUCAGAGGUACACCUAAUCUAACUGCCAAUGCCUAUCAAGAUUUCCAAAAUCAGUCUAAACUCAAGGAGGCAUCAAGUGCCAGAAGCGGGGACUAGUAAGGAAUCAAUAAUGAAAAUAUACAGCAAUUCCUUCAGAUGCAAAAUAAGAGAUAGUAUUUUUCAUCAUAUUACUCUGGAUUCAAUUCAAAUCGUAACAAUAAUCUUUGA